Molecule: messenger RNA, 753 nt
Organism: Moneuplotes crassus
Lineage: Eukaryota; Ciliophora; Spirotrichea; Euplotida; Euplotidae
Source: the annotation of a GenBank genome assembly
AUGACAGAGGGUGCAGAGAGAAUUCAUUUUGAAAACUCUAAUGAAAUUGGGUGUUUUGCAAGACUCACUAAUACCUACUGUAUAUGUGCAAGCGGAGGAAGUGAAAAUUUCUUCUCCUUCAUUGAAGAGAGAUUAGGGCAUCAUAUUCCCGUAAUUCACGGAUCAAUUUGAGAAACACGACUUGUAGGAAACUUAACAGCAGGAAACAAGAAUGGGAUCCUUGUCCCAAUGGAGACCACUGAUGAUGAGCUCCAAGUUCUUCGUGAUAGUUUGCCAGACUCCGUAAGAGUGAAGCGUGUUGAAGAAAGAUUAUCAGCUUUGGGAAACACUAUUGCUUGCAAUGAUUAUUUUGCAUUAAUUCACCCCGAAUUGGAUAAAGAGACAGAGGAAAUGAUAGUUGAUGUUUUGGGUGUUGAAGCAUUCAGAACCACAAUUGGAUCAAACGCAUUAGUAGGAUCUUACUGCACAUUCAAUAACAAGGGAGGUAUGGUUCACCCUAUGGUGUCCACUGGAGAGCUUGAUGAACUUAGUUCCUUACUCCAAAUCCCAUUGUGCACUGGAACUGUUAACAGAGGUUCAGAUGUCAUCGGCGGAGGCCUCGUUGUCAACGAUUGGGCUGCUUUCUGUGGAAAUGAUACAACAACUACUGAGCUAACUGUAAUAGAUGCUAUCUUCAAAAUUAAGGACAGUAUGACCGAAGAGAAUGAAUUCAGCUCUGACAUGAAAGGAGCUCUUAUUGAUACCUUCUCAUAA